Molecule: messenger RNA, 2603 nt
Organism: Morone saxatilis (striped sea-bass)
Lineage: Eukaryota; Metazoa; Chordata; Actinopteri; Moronidae
Exons: 2
Coding region: 304-567 (87 amino acids)
Source: RefSeq, a predicted model, not a curated record
GUCUCUCGCAUCCACAUCUCUUCAUCUCUCCGUCUGCUCAGCUUCUGUUCCUGCCCACUGUCACAUCCCUUCCUUUCUCCUCCUCUUCCUCCUCCUCUUGUUUUUUUCAUUCUUUAUUUUGAUUCUUUAUCUUCGACAUGCUGCUCACGUGAAGUCAGCCAACUUGCAAAGCCCGUGGAUGCCUUAGUUAAAAAAAGAAAGAAAGAAAGAAAGAAAAGGCAAAUGCGCUGUCGGGGAAUAAGAGAAAAAACUACGCACGUUCGCAUCUUUCAUUGAGUGCGUUGGUCUGAACGAAGCAACAGCAUGGAUCUGUCCUUCAUGGCUGCGCAGAUCCCAGUAAUGACGGGAGCCUUCAUGGACUCCUCGCCCAAUGAUGACUACAGUGGCGAGCACUCACUCUUCAACUCCUCGGCCAGCGUCCACGCCGCUGCCUCAGCCGCCUCGGUGCAUGGCCAGCAGGAUGAGUCCCAGUCCAUGUCCAGCGAUGCCAUCUGGCUCUGGAUCGCCAUCGUCGCCACCAUCGGAAACAUUGUGGUGGUGGGCAUUGUCUAUGCCUGCACUUUCUGAUGAACAUAUGCUUACAAAGACAAACAUACACACACGCACACAUCUGGCUUUUUUCAGAUCUCUGGAGUGAGGCCAUGCUUUGUAGACAGACACACAUACUCUCUUUCUAUGUCUAUCGCUCUUUUUCUCUCCCCCUCUCACUCGAAUCAGUUUGGGCCCCUAAGGGUGCAGGCGUUGUGAUACCAGACGAUGACAUAUAGACUUCUGUAUUUCUUCAUCAGAGGGAAAGACUGGGACAUCUACAAGUUUGAAAAGAAGCUUUUGUGUACGACAGCUCUUUAGUUAAAAACAGGAACAUCAGACCUGCGCUCUCAAGCAAGAAUCAAAGGAACUUUUCAGCCUAAGUUUUUUUCCGUGUUUCUCCUCAGACAACACUCUCACUUGUAAUGCAGAGAUGAGAAUGGAGAUUAAAUGAGGCUUAAGAUUCGGGUUGAUCCAGGCCAUCUUAAACAUCCACCAGAUAGUAGCUAAGCAAUUUAGGGCAGUGCUGUUUAAUUAUGCGGCUGAACCGAGAUGGUGAAUGUUAAAACAUUUAGAAAGUAGUGGGAUUAUUUUCAUGUCAGGCAGCCCUAAGGGCCCAGGGCAUUAGAGCUCAUUUAAGGACUAAUAUUUGGAUAAAACAUCGUAUGGACACUGAUCAUCAGUCUAUAUAUUAUGUUUCUAACAAUUUUACUAACAGGAAACAAAGAAUACAACUCUGAAUAUCAUUAGACUCCUUUUGGUAGACAUUUAAAAUCUAAUAAAAAUGCUUUCUGCAAUUUUAACUCAAUUAUACACAAUGGAUGAUGACUUUAUAAUUAGAUGUGUAGUGUAAAACUAAGUCAACCCCUGUGAAAUGAAUGGUCUUAUUGUCAAAUACCUACAGUAAUAUUCACCAGGGAUUAUUAGAAAAUCUAAUUGUAUUCAUGGUCCCUUCAGUUAUGUUUGGAUAUUAUCUAUGGAUGUUAACAAAAUACAAUUUAAAAAAGCACAAACUGAACUGCAAGAUGACGUAGCCUACUUUACUUACUGCACCUGUUUUUUGUAUUAGUAUUAGUUAAUUAGUAGCUCAUAGCUUGUAAAAGUAUUUUUUAUCACUCAUACUGAAAACUGUCAGCAACAAAAGGAUGAUAAUACAGAUGUGUAAGAACAGAUGUGGCACAUUGGUAAAUGGUAUGUGUUUAAAAGUAAUUUAACAUCUCUGCUGAACUUGUGAUAAAUGUAUACAAAUGUAAAUGGGGACAGGAGGCCUUAUUUUAAAUUAAACGUUAUAUAUAUGAAGCUGUUCCUCUAAAUUUCUCACUGUUCAAUAAAUUAGUUUCGUGUUACUGUGGAAUCUGGAGGCAGUUGUAUCCAUGGCAACUAAUCAUCAUCCUAAUUGGGAACAGCAACUUUACUCUGAGACUCAGGCAUUAACCUGCGGCCACAGAUGCAAUUAUGCUUUUUUUUUUUCUGUGAGCAUUUUAUAAUUUCUCCCACACAAAGAAAGUCACUGCACUGCAUUUACACAUAUAUUACAUCUGGUAACCAGUGAAUGUUUCAACUUUACAAACUAUGUGUGCUUCGCUUACACUGUUUAUUUCCCUUUUUUAAGACAGCAAGCUACCAUAUGAGAACUGACUUUAUUUGUCUGUCAACCGGUCUUUCUUUACCUGACAAACUGACUGAGAUAUAUAUUUUAGACAGAGAGAUAAAUAGAAAGGGAGAGCUCCUUUUUUCUCAUUUAUUCUGGGAUUUGAGAGAUUAUAUCAAUGUGCUUUAGGUUAAAAGAUAUGAACCUGUCUUGUAAACACCAUACACGUUCAAAUGUUCAUACACUGCGAAUUACAAUAGUAGAUUACUGUAUCAACUGUACCAGUGUAAGGAUAAAUUCAGUUACACAAUAGUCUAAUCUCUGUUAUUACGAGUAUACUUGUACAAUGUUCAAAGAAGGACUUUUUAAGCCUGUUAUUUUUAAUAAAUGGUUGAUGUAGAAAUACUGUAUUUAGACAUGUUGUAAACCACGUACACAAUGCUCCUUUUGUAAAGACAUAUGCUAUUAAAAUUUCUGUAAUGCA